CCAUUGUUGUUGCUUUUACUAAAAGUGUUUUCAUUUUUUUGCUGCACGUGGGGGUCUAUCAAUUUCUAUAAGAAUUUGUUGCAUUCAAUUAGAACUCCGUGCGAAAUUAAAUACCAACUUAACAGCAGCAACAAUGGGAAAAACGAGAAAAAGUAAAACAAGAUAUGCUGCUAAGACGAAUCCUUUGGCUGGACUAGAAAGCAGUGAAGUCGAUGAUUUUCUAAAUGCCUGCGAAGAAAUGGAAAAUUCAGGCGUUGGUCCUAUCGAAGCAAUCAGAGACCAACUGAUGAAUGCCAACAUUGAGGAGAAACUAAAUGGUCUGCAGUCCCUGGCAGUGCUAACAGCCAGCAAAGAUAAAGUUCAGUCGAUAUGCCAAAGUGAUCUGGUGAGAAUUGCUGCUCCAUUAUUAUGUGAAAAAGAUGCCUCUGUACGUAAUGCUGCCGCCGGAGCUUUAAGAAAUCUUUCAGUUAAUGGCAUAGAAGUUUGUGACUUUCUAGUAGAUCAAGACAUUCUGACACCUUUGCUUGCCUUAUUGCAAGAAUAUGCCUUGGACAGCGAAUGGAAACCAACAUUUGAUGCUACCAUGUGUGAUCAAAUGGAUUUGCGUUCCGAUGUCUUUUUACAGGCCAUUAAUCUCUUGUGGAAUUUAUGUGAGAGUACCUCGGUGGCUGUAGAGACAUUUAAUCAGACACAAUUAAUGGAAGCUUUCAUUAGAUGUUUGGAUUACAAUGUUUACGGUUUGGAUAUAUCGAUUUCAGUGGCUCAAUGUCUGUUAGUGGUGUCCGAGAAUAAUCCUAAAUCCUGGUUAGUGCUCAAUCAACAUGUACCAAAUUUUCUUUGUCUCUUAUCGGUAACUGGAGACUAUGGUCAUGCCUAUUUGCGUACUUUGUCUGCGGGUAUAUUGAGUAAUGCUCCUGCUUUGGCAGCCUCAUAUGCCGGAACUAUUUUACAAUCAUUAACAGAAGUAUUGGAUACAAAUCAUCAAACAGCUUUGAGUGGCAUAAGUAAUUUACCCAACAAAGAGAAUAAGGAUCAAGCGCCAGAAUUGGAAAUUAAAAUGGAUACUCAAGAUGAUGAAACUGAAGAAGCUGCUGCCAAUCGUAGAAGACGUCAAGAAUUACCAACAGCUGAUGAUAUUGCUGUACGUGAUGUUGGCUACUUAUUGGAUGCACAACGUAUUGCUGCUGAAGUUAUAACAAAUCUAUGUUCCUCAGAGGAAGAAGAAUGGGAUGAUGUCGAAGAUGAGGAAAUUUCUGAAAGUGAAAGUGUUGUUGAUUAUGAAACAAACCAAAGUAAUGGCAGCACCACAAAUCUAAAUGAAGGUGAUAAACUGCCACUGGAAAUAGUGGAAGCUAUUAAAUCAUUAGGUCUCGUUGACAAGUUAUGGCAACGUGCUCAACCACUUGAAAAUAGUUUAAUGCAACUAUUGCGUGAAUCCAAUAUUGGCUUAAUGAUGAAAGCUAAAAAUUUACGCAUAUCUUCAUUACUGUGUUUGCAAAAUUUGUGCAAUUGUUUAAAUUCCGAAGAUUUAGGUGGUCACAAUGCCAUCUACAGUGUUUGGGUAGAUUUAGGUCAACAAGUAUUUAAGGGUCCCAAAGAUACUUCAAUACUGGAACCCUCAACCUCAUUAAUGCGUGCCGCUCUAGAACAUUUGAAAACCAAAAAAGAACUAUUUAAUCAAAUGACUCAAAAUGAUUUAGAGCUUAUGCUGGAUGGUGUUAGGAAUUGUUCUAUGCCCGAAAUUCGUGCAAAUUGGUUGCGCAUGUUGGGCUCUUUAGGCUGUUUGUUGCCAGAACCUUUAGUUAAAGUUAUUGUCUCAUUUAUUGUGGAAACUUGUGCUCAGGAAGAGGAUGUUUGGACCAUUUCCGAAGCUUUAGAUGCCUUAAUGGAUAUGUUUUCUGACAAUGAUUGGCAUCAAAUUCUUGUCGAUCUAAAUUUGCCUGUCGUUAUUAAAAAUUUGGAAAAAUACUUUAAAACAAAAGUGCGAUCUCAGCGCAAAGAGUUAAAGGAACGUUAUCCAGCCGUACAGACUGUACUCACAAAUCUAUCACGCUUUUCCAAAUAUAUAGAAAAGGAAGCCAAUAAAUUUGCAACGGCUACAAGAAGUGCUUGAUGAAAUUAUUAUAUUGUAUGUUUUUAGUUAAGAAAUGAAAUAUGUAACUAUUCAUCUAUAAGUUGAACUUUUUUUCUAUUAGAAUAUUUUAUAUUUUGCAAUGUGGACUAUGAACGAUUUUUAUAAACGAAAAACAAAAAUAAAACAUGUUUUUAUAAAUAAAGAGCAUUUAUUUAAAAUA
Molecule: messenger RNA, 2294 nt
Organism: Lucilia cuprina (Australian sheep blowfly)
Lineage: Eukaryota; Metazoa; Arthropoda; Insecta; Diptera; Calliphoridae
Product: HEAT repeat-containing protein 3
Exons: 7
Coding region: 134-2113 (659 amino acids)
Biological process (GO): protein import into nucleus; ribosomal large subunit biogenesis
Source: RefSeq, a predicted model, not a curated record